Molecule: messenger RNA, 1301 nt
Organism: Capsicum annuum
Lineage: Eukaryota; Viridiplantae; Streptophyta; Magnoliopsida; Solanales; Solanaceae
Product: zinc finger protein 7
Exons: 1
Coding region: 530-1051 (173 amino acids)
Source: RefSeq, a predicted model, not a curated record
ACUAAAUUCUUAUCAUACUGAAUACUAGCAUAAUCUAAUAGUACAUCUUAUUUGACAGAGUCUACAUUAAAAGCAACUACACAGCAGGCAAAAGAAACUUUAGGACUAUGAUUAGACCAUAAAUUGAAUCACAAUGAUUCUCAACUUCGGUUAACUCCAAAGAGAAAUUGUUAAAGGCGAAAUUAUUUGAUUAGAUACAUGAGAAAAAUAGAAGAAGUGGGGGAAUCGCGGGCUUGACAGGGACGGCAGUGAAACAUGACGUAAGCAUUGUCCCCUGGAACACCAAGCCUCACUAGGUGGGGACAGUGAAAAGAGAUAUGAUAAAUUUCAAUACCUAAUCUCACCUUCACCUCCAGCAUGAUCUCAUUUUUAUUCCUUGCCUCUCUAAUCUCAAGCCCUUUAAGAGUCCGUCCUUUUGGUCAGUAUCUCCACAAAGCCUCUUCCCACAUCUCAAUAUUUCAAAUUGCCUCUUCAGUUAAAUUGUGGGGAGGGAAGAAAAAGGACUUCUGUAAUUGCAACAUCCAGCAGAAUGAGAAGUGCUGAGGAUGGCAGCCGAGGAACUUCAAUACUUGAUCAAGGUGAGUGGUUGAGUUUGAGCUUAGGAAGAAACUCACCUUCAACAUCAAAAGAAUCCGAGUCGCAAACAAGACCUACUCCUGGCAAGGUUUUUUCAUGUAACUUCUGCAUGAGGAAGUUCUACAGUUCACAGGCUCUAGGAGGCCACCAGAAUGCUCACAAGAGGGAAAGAGGAGCAGUGAGACAAUAUCAGUCCCAGAGGAUGAUGACAAUGAUGGCCUUGCCUUUCAACAAUCCCAUGUUCAGAUCUCUUGGAAUGGUUCCCCACUCACUUGUGCAUAAAACAGGCAGAGAUGUAAGUACAACUGUGGCAAGGUUCAGUGAGGCUAGUGUAGGCUUUCAAACGACACCUCGUUCUAAUCCAGUAGAUGAAGGAUUGGACUUGAAAUGGCCAGGGAGUUUUCGACUAAAUCCACAACAAUCAGAAGACCAGGCCUCAAAUACAAAUAAGAUUGAUCUGAAUCUCAAGUUGUAAUUAUUCUACUCAUCUAUCGCAAAUGGAACUAUUAUAUCCUCUCCUGUAACAGCUUCAGCUUGGUUCAUUAUUAGUACUUGAACCGACUGUAUGAUCUGAAAAAACCUGUUUAGAGUAAAGGAUCCUACAAAAGUAGUGCUCCUAAAUGUCAAGAUUUCCAGCUUAAACCUGUCAGAUGAAUGACACCUAAGAUGUAAUCUGUACUUUUCAGUUGCUUUUAUUCCUAUUGCACUUAGAACAACUUUUUUAA